AUGCGACGGAAGUCGGCGUCGGGCUCGGCUCUGCGUUUCCGGCGCAUCUCGCAGAGGGAUCCGGGGAGGCGGGGCCCGGGAGAGAUCCUUCCUUGCUUUGGCGGCUGUGGCCGAGGGGCAGGAGGCCCUCCUGGGCCUUAUAAACAAAGGCUUUGGGGUCGGCCCUUCUUGCUUUCCCCUCCCUUCCUUGAAAUCCUCCUUUUCUCUCCUCAGCUUGAUUUAUCGGAACUCCAGAAGCAGCUGGAGAAAAGCCAGAGCCUCUUCCCGGAGAAUCCUUCCGUGUGGGUCAAAGACAUGGCUGGGUACUUGAACUACAAGCUGCAGGCCCCCAAGAGCGACCCCACCCUCAGCCAGCAUCCUCACGAUUAUCCGUACUGCCUUGUGAGCAAAGAUCUGAGGACCAUCAUCAAGUCUCUGUUAUCGAAAGCCGGGGGUGUCCUGGAGCUCUUUUUCGACCACUGUAUUUACACCAUGUUGCAAGAGUUGGAUAAGACGCCGGGAGAGUCGCUGCACGGCUACAGGAUCUGCAUCCAAGCCUUGCUGGUGGACAAGCCUAAAGUGGCCACAGCCAACCUGAGUAAGUACCUUGAGCUGUUGCGGUGCCAUCACAACCGGACGCCCAAGUGCCUCACCAUCAUGUGGGCUUUGGGUCAAGCAGGGUUUGCAGACCUGACGGAAGGGCUGAAAGUGUGGCUCGGCAUUAUGCUUCCUGUCCUGGGCCUCAAAUCUCUCUCUCCCUUCGCCAUCACCUACUUGGACCGGUUGCUGAUGAUGCAUCCCAACUUGACCAAGGGCUUUGGCAUGAUAGGACCGAAAGACUUCUUCCCCCUCUUGGACUUUGCCUUCAUGCCCAACAACUCCUUAUCCCCCAGCCUGCAGGAGCAACUUCAGCAGCUGUACCCACGCCUGAAGGUGCUAGCCUUUGGAGCGAAGCCGGAGGCCACCCUGCACACCUACUUCCCCUCCUUCCUCUCCAGGACCACCCCCAACUGCCCCACUGGCAUGAGGAAGGAGCUGCUGAGCUGCCUGAUGGAGUGCCUGACCCUCGACCCGCUCAGCUUUAGCGUCUGGAGGCAGCUGUACAUCAAGCACCUCUCGCAAUCCAGUUUGCUCUUGAACCACUAUCUGGAGACAUGGGACAGCACAUCUAAAAAGGUGCGGAAGUCUUUGCAAGAAACCGUUCAUUUGUUCAAAGUCACAAAUGACGAGCUGGCCGCGAAAGGACCGAGCAGCGCCGAGGACGUGGCUGCUUGCCGAGCGGCCUGCCAGAGCCUGCUGCUCAAGAUGAAGGCCGGUGGGCCUCCUUGGCCUCGGCUGGCGCUCGUCCUCCUUGUCUUUAUUGCCGGCUUUCUCAUGCACGACGUCAGGACUCAUGGCUCCUUCCAAGCCUCUGCCUCCGCCCGAGUCCUUCGCUCCUGUGGCAUCCUGCCUGCCUCCCAGCAAGCUUGGAACACGGUCUCCCACCUCUCCAUGGAAGGCUAUAGCUGGCUGGAAGCCAAAGCCCCUCUCUGCUACACUCGCGUGACCUCCACGCUGGCACCAAACCUUGAACUGGCCUGGGCGAAGAUGCUGGAGAUGGCGGCCGACCUCUCUGGGAAGUGCUCUGCUCAGCUGGUCUGGCUCAGCGACCACCUCCCCAGAUUCACUGAAUGGCUCCAAGCUCGGGUGCCCGAGUUUGUGCUGUGUGGGGCCGAAUACCUCAAGGAGCUGCUGCUCUUCCUGAUGAAGAACUGCUUUCUGCCAGCCGUGGACUAUUUGGCAGCCGCCCUGGAAGGAGCCUGGCAGCGCUGGGCGGAUUCCUGCGAUGGCGAAGGGUCGUGGGAGUGCCUGCGGACACAGCUGACCAGCCUCAUCCUUUCCUCGUGGGGAUACCUGCAGGACACCCCUGGGAUGAUCAAGGACUGGGCCUCGGGCAUCCUCUCUGGCCACUAGCAGGAGAGGUUGGGGUUGCUCUUCCUUCGGCAAGGCCCCCCUGCCGCCUGUUCGGAGCAUCCUCUCCAGGUCCCCUUCUCAGUUCAGGCGGCUUUUGCCUCCUCCAUUUUGAGGAGGUUGUGCUGGAGAGGAAGGAGGUCCCUCUGCCUCUAGGUGGGGGUGGGGGGGAGCCCUCCUCUCGCCUGCCUCCAAUGCUGUUACCCCCAAUACAUGGGUGGGGUGGGAUGUGAUCUCCCACCACAGCCAUUCUUUUAUGCACAGAGCCACUGUUCCUGCCCGCAGGUUUUUUCCUCCAGCUCCCAGGGCGAUGGGGAGAAAUGCUCCUGGCAUCUCCUCGGUGGCCUGGGGACCACUGGCCUCCCUCCCCCCCUCCCCCACCCUUCAUUAUCAUCAAAGAUAAGGUGCCAAUGGCCUCUGGCCUCCUGGAGCUGUUUCUCUUCUUUCUACUGGUGUCUUGGUGGGAGCAAAAAGAAGCAAGGGCUUCAUCCGCUCCCCACCCUGCAAAGCCCAGAGAGCCGGCCUUUGCCCUCCUCUGGCCUCUGAUUCUGCCCCAGGGGGAGACCCUCCUCACGGGACAUCGUCAGUGUAGGUUAAAAUGGAGAGAAAAGGAAUCGGGUCAGUGGGCCAGGAACAGGGAGUCGAGCAAAUCUCCCCUGUCUAGUUUGCUCCUGUAAAACAGGGUGAGUUGUGAUGGAAGCCGGGCUGGGCUGCUCUUCAGACCUCCAGCGAGAGGUUGCAGAUUUCCAGGAAGACCGAUCUGCUACUGGGAGGAAAGCCUGCCCGCCCUGUCCCUGGGGUGGCCUUUCCCCUCCCUGCUCUCUGCCCAGCCAACUGCCCGGCUGAAGAGGCCGGAGCUCCGGCAUGUCCGGGGUGCUGGUGGGGGGCUUGUCCCGUCCUUCGCCAAGGAACCCUGGAUGGGAAUGGGCCUGGGUGGGUGCAGUGGGGUGUCACCGGGCCCUCCUGGGACUGCUUGGCUCCUGCCGCAAGCCCGUUCUCUGGGUUCAGGGAGCAUAGGGCGAUCUUGGGGGGGGGGGCUUGUGUGGAAUAAAGGGAACUCUGUUUGAUUACA
Molecule: messenger RNA, 3001 nt
Organism: Pogona vitticeps (central bearded dragon)
Lineage: Eukaryota; Metazoa; Chordata; Lepidosauria; Squamata; Agamidae
Source: RefSeq, a predicted model, not a curated record